Molecule: messenger RNA, 1183 nt
Organism: Trichomycterus rosablanca
Lineage: Eukaryota; Metazoa; Chordata; Actinopteri; Siluriformes; Trichomycteridae
Gene: slc10a2
Product: solute carrier family 10 member 2
Exons: 6
Coding region: 1-1101 (366 amino acids)
Biological process (GO): bile acid and bile salt transport
Cellular component (GO): apical plasma membrane
Molecular function (GO): bile acid:sodium symporter activity
Source: RefSeq, a predicted model, not a curated record
AUGGCUACACCAUUUCCAACCUGUCAUAUCAAUGCGACAGUGUGCUCAGGCACAUCAUGCCUGGUUCCGGAGAGUGACUUUAACAUCAUCCUAAGCACUGUCCUGAGCACUGUACUCACUGUCAUGCUGGCCAUGGUCAUGUUUUCCAUGGGAUGUACUGUGGAUGUGCACAGGCUUUGGGCACACAUCCGUCGUCCAUGGGGCAUCUUUAUUGGCUUUCUGUGCCAGUUUGGUAUCAUGCCCUUUACAGCAUUCAUCUUCUCACUAGCCUUUCAGGUGCAGCCCAUUCAGGCUGUGGUUAUUUUAAUCAUGGGAUGUUGCCCUGGCGGGACUAACUCUAAUGUCAUCACAUACUGGCUGGAUGGAGACAUGGAUCUUAGCAUUAGCAUGACAACAUGUUCAUCUAUCCUGGCACUAGGGAUGAUGCCUCUUUGCCUGUUUAUUUAUGCUUCAGUCUGGAUCUCAGCUGAUACAAUUCAGAUUCCAUUUGAUAGCAUAGGUAUUACACUGGUAUGUCUGCUUGUUCCUGUCACUUUGGGAAUCUUUGUCAAACAUCGGUGGCCCAAAAUAGCAAAGAAGAUUCUCAAGUUUGGCUCAAUUGUGGGCAUCCUUCUCAUUAUUAUAAUUGCUGUGGUUGGUGGUGUGCUGUACCAGUCUUCAUGGACAAUUGCUCCUGCUCUGUGGAUAAUUGGUGCAAUCUACCCACUAGUGGGCUUUGGCCUGGGAUUUCUUCUGGCUCGAUUUGUAGGACAACCCUGGCACAGGUGCCGCACCAUUGCACUGGAAACAGGUUUUCAAAACUCACAGCUGUGUAGCACCAUUGUUCAGCUGUCCUUCUCCCCCGAAGAGCUGGAGAUCAUGUUCUCCUUUCCCUUAAUCUACAGCAUUUUCCAACUUGUUGUGGCUUUCCUGUCAGUUGGAGGCUACCAAUUGUAUAAGAGGCGUUUUAAAACAAACUCAGCUGAGGAGGACAUUGAGAGAGUUGUGGAAGCUGAUGUCAUCUCUUGUAAAGACAAGCAAGAGCUUGUCUUGGAAAAUGAUGGCUUUGACUGUGAUGAGAAUGGCAAUACUGAAGGCAAGGGGAAAAUCACUCAUCUGUGACAUGGCAUCAAAGUGUAAUAAAUAAAUAGUCUAAUAUUAAUAUACACUGAUCAGUCAUAACAUUAAAACCACCUUGUUUCUA